GUUUGCUCCAGAAGUCGUGUGGGCGGACUUUGAGUCGAAACACCGAAUCCCGUGGGGCCACCACUUGAUGCAGGGCUGUGCAAAAAAGCACUGCGAAGCACUUCAGCACGGAGUAAAGCUCUUCCUCCCAGACCUUUGCCGACCAGCUGCCGACCCGGCACCGAGGGGCUGCUGCGGACGGCAGACGGUUGACGACGCACGCACGCACACCCCCGAAGCCAGCGUUUCAACGCCCCAGACCCAGGUGUCAUUUCCUCAUUUCCGACUGGAUCAUCGACUGGAAUUCGGAAGCUCCAUCCCUCCGACCGCCUACGUCGAGGACCCCCUUGCUGCGAGCCUGACAUCCCGGUCUCUGAUGGCAACCCUGUGAACGGCGAGGGCACAGCUUGCAGGCCGUACGUGGUUCUGAUUUCUUGUUUAUUAUUAUAUAAAUUGGCAUCACAACACGGGGCAGUUGAAGACAACUGGGCACCGACGAGGACGUGCUGCGGGGCAGGGCAUUCAAGGUUGCAGACUCGCUCCACUUGCCAGGCUCAACCAGCAACCGACUGCAUCGCAGUGUCUUAUUCAACAUGGACAGGAUACUCACUCACGCAUCAGGCUCAGCCAUCUGGGCAUUGGCGGCUCUGCUGGUCUUCAAUGUUCUGCGAUGCAUCUACAACGUCUUGUUCCACCCGCUGCGCCGCUUUCCUGGGCCCCUCACAAGACGCGCCUCAGGCAUCCCAAAUCUCAUCUCAAUGCUAGGGGGAAAAUGGACCAUCGAACUCCUGCCCAUGGUGGAGAAGUACGGCCCAGUCGUCCGCAUCAGGCCCGGCGAGCUCCUGUUCACCGGCCCAGACGCCUGGAAGGACAUCUACUCGCACCAGAACGGGGCCCUGAUCAAGGGCGAGGAGUUCAGCAAAUGGGAAAUCUUCUAUCGGACACCGGGCGUCCCGGUCUCUAUUCUCGGGGAGAGUCGCGACAACCACACGCUCAUCCGGCGGCAGUUCAACUACGGCUUCAGCGACAAGAUCCUGCGAGACCAGGAGUCCAUCGUGAAGGGCUAUGUUGACCUGCUGAUGCAGAGGCUGCGAGAACGAUGCAAUCCGCGGCGCAGCAAGCCAGAGAAAGGGGCGGAGGAGAAGAAAGGGACAGGGACGUCGUUCGACCUGCGCCGCUGGUACAACUACACCACCUUUGACAUAAUCGGCGACAUGGCCUUCGGCGAGCCCUUCGGAAGCCUCGAGGCCGGCAGCGAGAGCGAGCUGGUCCGCAACAUCGAGAGCGGGCUGGCGAGGCAGCCGAUCGGGACGGCCUUCAAGCUGGCGGGCCUGGGCUGGCUCAUCACGUGGAUCGCCGGGCCCAGGUCGAGGUUCCGCAGGGAGAGCGCCCAGAAGACGGCAGAGCGGCUCAGGCGCAGGAUGGCCCUCAACUUUGAGCGGCCCGACCUCAUCGGCAGCCUGCUGCGCAAGCAGGAGGACUGGAACAUGCCCUUUGAGCAGCUGCGGUCCAACGCCGGCCUGCUGGUCGUCGCCGGGUCCGAGACGACGGCCACGCUGCUCUGUGGGGUUACCUACCUGCUCCUGAGGAGCCCGGCGUGUCUGCGCAAGGUCACGGAUGAGGUUCGCUCCUCGUUUGAGUCGGAGCAUGACAUUACUUUCUCUUCGGUCCAGAACCUGCCCUACAUGCUCGCCUGCCUCCGCGAAGGCCUCCGCCGCUACCCUCCAGUGGCAGGUCCGCUGCCCCGCGUCGUGCCCAAGGGCGGCGCCCACAUCGCAGGCCACUUUGUGCCCGAGGACACCGUCGUGGGCAUCGCGCAGUGGCCGAUGAACCACAGCACGCGCAACUUUAGCGACCCGUUCGCCUUCAAGCCAGAGCGCUUCCUCGACCCGGAGCAGUUCCCGGACGACAAGCUCGAUGCGGCGCAGCCCUUCAGUACGGGGCCCAGGGACUGCAUUGGGAAGAAUCUGGCCUACGCUGAGAUGCGGACGAUACUGGCUCGUCUGCUGUUUAAUUUUGACAUGGAGCUGGCGGACCCCGAGGUUGAUUGGCUCGAUCAGAGGGUCUACUUCCUGUGGACAAAGCAGGCGCUCAAUGUGCGCCUGACGCCCGUGAGAUGACACUCCUCUCGAGUUCUGGGGCCGAUGACCAAGGUACUCAUCCCUUAUGUGUAUCACAUAGCCCAUCUCUUAAUCCAAAUUGAAGUUCAAAU
Molecule: messenger RNA, 2191 nt
Organism: Diaporthe batatas
Lineage: Eukaryota; Fungi; Ascomycota; Sordariomycetes; Diaporthales; Diaporthaceae
Exons: 4
Coding region: 573-2099 (508 amino acids)
Molecular function (GO): iron ion binding; monooxygenase activity; heme binding
Source: RefSeq, a predicted model, not a curated record